Molecule: messenger RNA, 426 nt
Organism: Aspergillus wentii DTO 134E9
Lineage: Eukaryota; Fungi; Ascomycota; Eurotiomycetes; Eurotiales; Aspergillaceae
Exons: 2
Coding region: 138-380 (80 amino acids)
Source: RefSeq, a predicted model, not a curated record
GGUUUGGCGUCCGGGCAUUUACACUGGUUGCAUCGAAGAGAAGAGAACAAAACUCACUUCAAUGGGCCAACAACAACAUUAGCGAGGGAUCAUAGACCGGUUGUCUGGGUUGGGACUUGGAGGCGCACUCGGAGUCCAUGGAUGGAACAAAUCUAUUAGAGCACAUUAUGAUGUCUGGUUUUUUGAGGUAUAGGUGGUGGCUUGGUUUCUUGUCACAUAAUUUUUUUUUCCCGAACUCAUCCGAGUUCAAUCUUCGUGUACCCCUUUUUCACACCUUCUUUCACCUUGUUCAUCUUGCAUUCUGUGUCUCUAUUUUUUUUUGCACUUUGCACUUUGCACCUUGCGCACCAUCAUUAUUCCUGUGCUGGCCACAUGUGUAAUUUAAUAACCUCCUCCCAGUCGUUGUUUCAUACCCCUGUGCGCAUC